Messenger RNA from Acipenser ruthenus (sterlet), 1387 nucleotides. RefSeq names its product intelectin-1-like. The record is from RefSeq and is a predicted model, not a curated record. The transcript has 8 exons. Gene Ontology annotation, molecular function: oligosaccharide binding. The coding region runs from base 286 to 1269 and encodes 327 amino acids. NCBI's taxonomy places the organism in Eukaryota, Metazoa, Chordata, Actinopteri, Acipenseriformes, Acipenseridae.
GAACAAGUCAGUCCCAGUGGAGUACAGAAUUCAAUUUUCAGUCUGUGGUAUGUUUUCCUGCCAACACAGAACGCAACGAAAAAAAGAUCAAACUAAAACGUUGUGUGAGUCCUUGAAAUCUUUCCAGUAUAUUGCUAAACACAGACCGAUUGCACAAUAACAUUGUGAUAAAAACAUCAGAUAAGCCUGCACUGGUUAUCUAAUAAUCAUCUGAACUUCCAGCAAAGCAACCAGACCUUUCAAACUGUUUUUAAAACCACAUCAGAAGACCAGGAAACUGCAGACAUGCUGAGUCUGGCGAUUCUAUUUGUCUCUGUUUUUUUGAGAGUUUGCGAGUCCGGAACUAAGGAUCCUUCUGUUAUCAACAACAACAACAACAACAACAACAACGACAACAAGCCCGAUUUAAGCAAUCUGCCAGAAAAAUUCAGUUACCUUUCCAGGAGCUGCAAGGACAUUAAAGAACAAUAUGGCGUUGCAGAAGACGGUCUUUAUUUUUUAACAACCAAGACUGGAGUGAUCUAUCAAACCUUUUGUGACAUGACCACGGAUGGAGGAGGCUGGACGCUGGUAGGGAGUGUUCAUGAAAACAACCUAUAUGGGAAGUGCACCCUGGGUGACCGCUGGUCCAGCCAGCAAGGGAAUGACGCAAGACUUCCGGAGGGGGACGGCAACUGGUCCAACAGGGUCAGCUUUGGGUCAGCCGAAGGGGCAACCGGGGACGACUAUAAAAAUCCUGGGUAUUAUGACAUCAAAGCUUCUGAUGUGUCUGUAUGGCAUGUUCCAAACAAUGCUGAAAUGAUGCACUGGAGGGACGCUGCCAUUCUGAGAUAUCACACGGAAACAAAGUUCUUGGUACUUCAUGGAGAAAACCUGUAUGAAUUAUUUCAGAGAUAUCCGGUGAGAUACAACGGAGGUGUGUGUCAAACCAACAACGGACCGGCCAUUCCCAUUGUCUAUGAUUUUGGAAAUAAGGAAUCCACCAGCAAUCUAUAUGGACCAUACCUUAAAAGUCAAUGUGAACCAGGCUAUAUACAUUUCCGAGUUUUUAAUACCGAGCAAGCAGCGCUGGCAAUCUGCUCUGGAGUCAAAGCAACUGGUUGUCAUGCUGAACAUUUCUGUUUGGGAGGAGGAGGGUUCUUCGCUGAAGGCAACCCCCUACAGUGUGGGGACUUCUCAGGCUGGGGCUGGAGUGGACACGGAACAGGAGUAGGGUAUAGUGCUUCCAAGGAGAUGACGGAAUCCGCGAUGCUGAUGUUCUACCGAUGAACAGCGGACAAACGGAAGCAGCAUUCUGUCUACAUCUUUAAAGACAGUGGGGUCUAUUCCAUUGAUAGAAAACGAAAUACUGCUGCUGUUUAAAUCAUUAAAAAACACAUGUAUUUGA